GUAUUCAAUAUGGACGUCGGAGCUACUAGCUAAGUUGUAGAGGAUAUUACUGUAGGAUGUAAGGAAGGAAAUUCUAUCAUCACAGGGCGCUUUUAGCGCAUGCUGUCGACAUGGGAAAAGAGCAAGAACUUUUGGAUGCUGCAAGAAGUGGAAAUCUAUCUGUCGUAGAAAGAAUUUUAAGUCAAAGAGCCAGAAAAUCAGGGCCACUUGCAAGCUUAAGAAGAGGACCUGGUGCGAACACCCAGGAUCCGAGUGGUUACACUUCUCUCCACCACUCAGCACUGAACGGACACAAAGAUAUAGUAGCUCUGCUUCUCACUCACGAGGCUUCCACAAAUGUUGUCGACAACAAAGGAUCCACUCCACUCCAUCUAGCGGCCUGGACGGGGAACACAGAAAUUGUAAAGUUACUACUUGUCCAUGGGCCGUCAGUACCCAAUGUUAAUCUUGCAAAUCAUGAUCAUGAAACGGCGUUACACUCAGCUGCCCAGUAUGGCCACACUGACGUCGUAACUCUCUUGCUCCAAAAUAAUUGUGACCCUACCAUACGGAACCUGAAGGAAGAAACAGCCCUUGAUUUAGCUGCCCAAUAUGGUCGAUUAGAAACUGUGGAACAGCUCAUCAAACACAAUCCCCAAUUGCUUCGAAAUAACAUCAAAAAACAUUCCCCUCUCCAUCUGGCGUCAAGAAACGGACACAAGCAAGCAGUUAGAACUCUUUUAGACGCUGGAUUUGACGUAAACUUCCUGGCAGAGGGUGGUAGUGCGCUCCAUGAGGCGGCCUUUUAUGGCAAAAAUGAAGUUGUGAAGCUUCUCUUAGAUUAUGGGGUUGAUGUUAAUUUACAAGAUCAGCAUGGAAGAACAGUGUUUGAUUUAUUAGAAGAUCUAAACACCAACAUCGCUAAAAAAACCUUCAAAAUAGUCAAAGACCACACUACUCUAGUCGCUACGGAUGAAGAUGUAGUAGAAUCUCCGUGUUCGUUAUCACCGCCACCUGGUUUUCUCUCCGGGACUUAUGCGAACGUCCUUCUACCUGAGAGGUUGUCUUCUUAUGGUAUAUCUCCUACAAAACAGAAUAGUUCUCUCAUUUUAGAUACCAAUUUUUAUGAAGUUCCACCUCCACCCAGGUCUUUCAGUUCAAGUAAACGAACCUCAGGAAAUGUUGGGUAUUCUUUCCGAAAACCUCGAGUUGUGAAAUAUAUUGAAAGCAAGUUUUCACGUUCUCAAUCUAGCUUACAAUAA
Limulus polyphemus (Atlantic horseshoe crab) is the source of this 1241-nucleotide messenger RNA. Its product is annotated as ankyrin repeat and SAM domain-containing protein 1A-like. Gene Ontology annotation, cellular component: cytosol. The record is from RefSeq and is a predicted model, not a curated record. Gene Ontology annotation, molecular function: protein binding. Lineage: Eukaryota; Metazoa; Arthropoda; Merostomata; Xiphosura; Limulidae. The coding region runs from base 111 to 1241 and encodes 376 amino acids. The transcript has 8 exons.